UUUCUUCCUCCCUCCUCCUCCUCUCUUAUCUCCUCUCCCUCUCUCUCAGUUCUCCUAAACAAGAGUGAGUCUAGAGUCUUGACCCACCAAAGCCAUAUAUUAAACUACUAAACCCUUCAACCCUAGCUAGCUCAUACUACUUAUUAGACCAACCAAAGCCACUUUCUUUUUUCAUGCUAUUAUGGAUGGAGGAGGCAGUGAUGAUCAUCCCCUCCCUCUCCACCUCCACCACCACCACCACCACCACCACCGCGGCAAUAUUUUCCCAUUCCAAUUGCUCGAAAAGAAAGAGGAAGAGCAGCCAUGCUCCUCCUCCUAUCCUUCUCUCCCAAUUAUCUCCACCGAACCAAACACCACCAACACGGCUGAAGCCUCCAAAAAGCCACCACCAAAGCGUACAUCAACAAAGGAUCGCCACACGAAGGUCGACGGCCGUGGACGCAGAAUUCGCAUGCCUGCACUCUGCGCCGCCAGGGUUUUCCAGCUGACAAGGGAAUUAGGCCACAAAUCGGACGGCGAAACAAUCGAGUGGCUACUACAACAGGCAGAACCCGCAGUUGUCGCCGCCACGGGAACCGGUACAAUCCCUGCUAAUUUCACAUCCCUAAACAUAUCUCUCCGCAGCUCUGGCUCCACCAUGUCCGUUCCUUCUCAACUAAGAUCCGCAUCCUUCAAUCCCACUUUCGCACAGCACAGCAGAAGCUUAUUCUCUCUGAAGAACACGCCGACAUUUCUCAAUUUCGCAUCCGGCAACGUGAAUGCCAUGUUCGGUGCCAAACAAGAAAGCAGUACUAAUUCACUAGAAACAGAUCAAGAUCAAGAAAGUAUUGGGAGGAAGAACCAGAGGAGGACAUCUGAGGAAGAUUCAGGGCAUCAAAUGGGGACUAAUUACAUGCUCCAAUCGAGUAGUAUCGGUUCGAUUCCUGCGAAUCAAGGACAACUUCCUGGAAAUUUCUGGAUUCUUGCGAAUUCGAGUAAUCAAAUCAUGAGUGGAGAACCCAUUUGGUCAAUCCCUUCAAUUGACAAUAAUACUAAUGCUAGUGGUUUGUAUAGGAGCAAUAAUAUGUCCGGUGGCUUGCAUUUCAUGAAUUUUCCGGCUCCGAUGGCGUUAUUACCCGGGCAGCAACAACAACAACUUGGUUCGAGUAGUGGCGGUGGUGGAUAUGGAGAUGAUCAGCAUGACAGGACGAGUACUCAUCAAGAAUAAAUCAUCAUCGAUGGAUCGACAUUGUCCUCCAAUUGUGUGGGUUUUCUUUGUUAAAUAUUACCACACACGCAAGGUUUGAUUUUGAGAUUUAAUUGAUUGAUUAAUCUUCCAAGAUUAAUUCUUCUUAUUUGUGAGUGUAUGUGCAUGUGUGUGAGAUUAUGAUGAGGCUGUUAAAUUUAGGGUUUUUGAGAGCAAAGGAGGACACACACAUGAGUGUUGUUACUGGCAAAAAAAUCUCAUUUCAGUCAUUGGGGUUUCUUUUGUUUUUUGAAAAAAUUCUUACUAGUGUCGAACAAAAUGACUCUUAUAACAUAUAUAUGCGUGUGUAAGCGGUAACUAGCAUUAUUUGUUCUGUCUCUAGCAGUGAAAAUGGCCACAAAGUUUGUGUAAAAGACUGAAGAGUGAAAAGGAUAUAACAGUUGAGUUUCUGUGUUUGCUA
This is a messenger RNA of Tripterygium wilfordii, 1646 nucleotides long. Its product is annotated as transcription factor TCP14-like. The coding region runs from base 182 to 1207 and encodes 341 amino acids. Lineage: Eukaryota; Viridiplantae; Streptophyta; Magnoliopsida; Celastrales; Celastraceae. Gene Ontology annotation, cellular component: nucleus. The transcript has a single exon. Gene Ontology annotation, molecular function: DNA-binding transcription factor activity; sequence-specific DNA binding. The record is from RefSeq and is a predicted model, not a curated record.